This is a messenger RNA of Lobosporangium transversale, 529 nucleotides long. RefSeq names its product Molybdopterin biosynthesis MoaE. The record is from RefSeq and is a predicted model, not a curated record. The transcript is spliced from 2 exons. Bases 34 to 519 code for a protein of 161 amino acids. Gene Ontology annotation, biological process: Mo-molybdopterin cofactor biosynthetic process. NCBI's taxonomy places the organism in Eukaryota, Fungi, Mortierellomycota, Mortierellomycetes, Mortierellales, Mortierellaceae. Gene Ontology annotation, molecular function: molybdopterin synthase activity. Gene Ontology annotation, cellular component: cytosol.
UUUUUUUUUUGUUUCUUAAAUCGAUUUGAUCUCAUGUCACAUUCAACACAGACAACUCAUAAGGACAUUGUGAAAAUCACGGCUGAUACUAUCAGCUUGGAUGAAAUUGCACAGUCUGUUCAUGAUCCAAAAGCAGGUGCUAUCUCGACCUUCUCUGGCACUACACGCGACAACUUUGAAGAUAGAGAAGUAAAAACUCUUUCAUAUGAAGCUUAUAUCCCCAUGGCAGAGAAAGCAAUGCAGUCAUUGAUCACAACGGCGCGUUCAAAGUGGGAUGAUUUGAUCCAUGUGGCGAUUGUACACAAGAUUGGAGAUUGUCCUGUAGGCGAAACCAGUGUGGUGAUUGCAGUCUCUUCAGGUCAUCGGAAACAAGGCCUUGAGGCUGUCCAUUGGUUGAUCGAUGAAUUGAAAGUUCAAGUUCCAAUCUGGAAGAAGGAAGUUUAUGUCGGUCAUGAUGCUCAGACCGGUGCAGAGAUUGACGGAGGUGCAGUCUGGAAAGCGAACGACACCAUGAUCUAAUAGACAUUAG